GUUGCAGGUGAGAAUAAUAUCGCCAUUGGACUGGAGAUAUGCAGGAUCUGUCUCUGGUGGAGUGGUAGACAUUAUUCAAAGGCAGAGUGCUUCCUAAUUAAUACCAGCAUCUUGUCCUCUGAAUGGUCGUCAUUAUCAGCUGACUGUUGUUGCGGUUCUUUUGUCAGGACCCCCGCCCCAGAACGGAAAGUGCCGAGGCCGGAUCUCUCGCCCGAUCGAUCAGCAAGUAACUUGGAAGUGAAUCUUCAGCUGCCACAUUUUGACAACUUCAGGAAUACACCUUCUCCCUUUUCUUCUUCGCGCACAGCACACUGCAUGAGAUGGGUGCUUCUGCGAGCGACAGCGAAGUCCGCUGUAAGACGCAGGGCUGCUGCAACGCUCGUGAAUCGCCAAGAUCGGUGUCCCCGGAAAUGUCGUCUUCCGCCGUCUGCUGUUCCGAGUCGGUGA
Messenger RNA from Rasamsonia emersonii CBS 393.64, 447 nucleotides. RefSeq lists its product as uncharacterized. The annotation marks the transcript as partial. NCBI's taxonomy places the organism in Eukaryota, Fungi, Ascomycota, Eurotiomycetes, Eurotiales, Trichocomaceae. The record is from RefSeq and is a predicted model, not a curated record. The transcript has a single exon.